AUGGAGGUGAUAUUUAAUCUUCAUUUUCCUUAACGGAUUCUCUCUCGAGGCGCCACCGUCUGCACCUUCUCCAUCACUAUCGCCGCUGCUCACGCCUCGUCGUAACUUCUAGAAGGAUUAUCUCUUUAUCAGAGUUUAAGAGCCAUGGCAACAUUUACUGCUAUAGCUUUUGAUAGGCUGUUAGAACCUGGAGCCUCCAGACCUGUCGAGAACUCCAGUUCUACUUUAAAACCACCUAUCCACCCAAAGCCUAGUACUAACUCUAAGAUGGAGAGGGGCAGCAGUACAUCAGUAAAAAGGAAGGUUAACCGCCCCCAAAUGUCACCUUCCCUCUAUGCUACUCCUGAGGCAACCCCACUACCUGAUUCACCAUCUUCUUUCUGUCCUUCUCCUUACAUCAUCAAUCACAAGCGUCGUGGGCCUCGCCUUUCAAAGAGCUUUUCUGAGGCUAAUGUAUCAUCUCUGGAAAAAAUCCUAGAAGAAGAUGAGAUUAAUGGGAAAGCAAAGUUGGAAGAAAGCAAACCUGUUGAUGAACGUAAGGAUGGUUUUGUUGCUUUUAGCAUUUCUGAACCUAAUGAAGAGGAACAUGAGAAUGGUGCCCCCUGUAUUUGUCCUAUGAACAUAGAGCCCGAAAAUGGUGUCCAUGGCGGUUACAUUCAGGAGGUGUACACAAAUGCUGUGCUGAAGGUUGGACCGUUGAACUUGGACAUAAGUAGCGACAGUGAAGAUUUCUUUGAUCCAAAUGAAUCGAUGAGUGUCACAAGUAAUACUGAGGUAGGAGAUGAUACUGGGGCUGAAAGUGCUGCAAGGAUUGCUACAUCAGGGGUAGAAUUUUUUGAUGCAUGGGAUGAAUUAUCCUGUGGGAGUGCACCACAGACUAUUCAUCGUGACAUUGAAGCUGAACUUUGGGAAAUAAGAUUGAGUUUACUUACAGAGUUAGAAAAGAGGAAGCAGACAGAAGAGGCUCUAAAUAAGAUGCAAUCUAAGUGGCGAAGAAUCAGCCAAGAGUUGGGUGACGUGGGAUUGUCAUUGCAUGUGGAUCUUCUUAAUGCGACAGAGGAUGAACUUGUGAAUCAAGCUGAAGAAUUGAGACAGCAACUGUGUGCUGCACGAUUUGUAUCAUUAUCUGUGGGAAGAGGCAUCACAAGGGCAGAGAUGGAGAUGGAGAUGGAAGCUCAAAUCGAAUCAAAGAACUUCGAAAUUGCUCGAUUGUUGGACCGUCUGCACUACUAUGAGACCAUGAAUCGUGAAAUGUCUCAGAGGAACCAAGAGGCAAUAGAGAUGGCACGGCGUGACAGACAAAGGAAGAAAAGAAGGCAGAGAUGGGUCUGGGGUUCGGUUGCCACCGCAAUCACCCUCGGGACAGUGGUCUUGGCCUGGUCUUACCUCCCAACAGGGAAAGGAUCUUCUGAUGAUAGCAUUUCCAAUGGUUCAGAUGAUAAUCCAACAGCUAAGUAAUAAUUAUUAAUAACUCAGUACUAUAGCUUGUGAGAACCUAUCUGUCCGUAUUGGUCAUCAUAGCAAUUGAAUAAGACCCAAAUACAUAUUUCUUCCUUGUGAAUACUAAUAAUAGCACUCUCUCACGCCUUCUUUAGUUGAGUAGCCGUGAGAUAUCUGAUCUGUGGACGUAUAGUGCAAUUCAUAUAAUAUUUAAGUUGUUUCCUUCCCUGACAAUCUGGGAGGACAUGAAUUAUCAAAUGUAUUCUUUGUUAAUG
Molecule: messenger RNA, 1715 nt
Organism: Hibiscus syriacus
Lineage: Eukaryota; Viridiplantae; Streptophyta; Magnoliopsida; Malvales; Malvaceae
Exons: 4
Coding region: 145-1458 (437 amino acids)
Source: RefSeq, a predicted model, not a curated record